Molecule: messenger RNA, 900 nt
Organism: Phytophthora sojae
Lineage: Eukaryota; Oomycota; Peronosporomycetes; Peronosporales; Peronosporaceae
Exons: 2
Source: RefSeq, a predicted model, not a curated record
AUGAAUGAGGAGUCAAUUGCUAGUAUUGCGAAUUCGCUGUCUAUACCUGAUGCUCUACCAAGUCAAAACUUUUACUCUUUGCUAACCGCCUUCUCCAUUUUCUUGCAAACUAAGCCAAGAGCUCGAGGAGGCCGUCUUGCUAAGGCUACUGCUGUGGGCUAUAUGUCCCAAGUUGUAAACCUGCUCCGAGAGCGGUACCCUCUGUACUUGUCAGACAGCAAGCGAAUUGCGAAAAUACGCGACAAAAUGGGUUCAACUAUUGAGGAGCGAAAUUUGCUAGCUGGCAGUUUGCAUGACGCUGCUGUACUAACGUUAAUGUGGCACAUGUUUGGUCGAGCGAUCGAUACCUGUUUUGCUAGGAAGAGCCAGCUAUCUAUGGCGGCAUUGGGGGAGCUCUUUCUGCAUCUAGCUCGAAUCAAGACUUCGGUGGUUCAAGGCAUCUCAAUUUACAAGGCCGCGACUCACUGGGAGCAGUGUAUGCUGCACGGCCUCGGAAUGCUGUUCGUCGGAGCGUCGGAGCCUUCCAGCCAUGUAUUCCCGCUAAUGCCGCACGCGGCGGCAUCGGAUUUGCCAGGGGAGAAGACCUAUAGCCAAGACGAAGCUAUACUCUACUGGGAGAACCUUGAAAAGAAAGCUGAACCAAGGAACGAGCCACCAACAAAGCGCGUGAGAGGAAGGCCCAACGUGUCCAAGUAUAUUAACGACGUCAUCACCAUGGUCUGCGAACGCCAAGCCCAAGCCUAUGCCCCGCUGCCCCCGACGCUCACCGCAGGGCUGAGCAGCCACUCCUUGCGCCACGGCUCCGCAGCGUAUGCAAACGCCUCACUGCAGCUUGCGAUCCAGUGGAUCUCGACCCGGGGAGCUUGGCUGCUAGACUCGCUCACGAAGGCGUUCGCGUAC